AACAAACGCUUCUCUGCACAUCGUGACUGCUCUGUGCGCUUAUAUUCGGUUACUUAGCACCUUGUAUUUUUGCGCAAUCAUUUAUACGAAUGUGACAGUGAUUUCAUUUACUUGGUAAAUAUUUUCGACUAGUUUACGGUUUUAUCGCGAUCGUGACUUAUAAUAUAAUUCAUUAUAAGUAAUUCAUGCGCACAACCUCGUACAGUGGUGGAGCAAACUGACAGAGUUUGAUCAGUUCUAAAUACGUGAAAGGACCACCAAGAUAAGAACCACAGAGCUGCCAGUUUAUCAGCCAGAAUGAAGAACAUCUAUAUCAUUUGUCUUUUUUGCGCAGCUACAUUGGCAGAUGGAAUCAAGUUGAUGAACGUAGAAGGAUUUCAAGGCAGAAAUGUCUCCUUCACGUGCUCACACAAACUUGCAUGGGGGUAUGAUAAAUACUUUUGCAAAGAUCCAUGUGAGAGCGAGAAAGACAGGCUGGCUACUGUAAAAUCUGGUGGAAGAGCAGAGUCCGGGAGGAUUACUCUGGUGGAUUCUGGAGAUGGAUCCUUCACUGUGACCUUGAGUCAUCUCCAGCUGUCAGACUCACAUCAGAAAUAUUGGUGUGGAGUGGACAGGCCUGGUUUAGACACAUAUACUGAGAUACAUCUUACAGUAAAGAAAGCUGUUGAAACUGAGACAACUGUCUCACCUGAUGUUCCUACCACAUGGACAUAUCAGAAUACCAACACAACACAGUUAACAACUGGAACAGACACCAUUAAGCCUACAAAAUGUUCAACAGAAUCAUUCUCCACUGAAGAACAACCUAAAAUCAGCACAGGCACCAUUGUGUAUGCUGCAGUUGGGGGCGUUGCUAUGACCUGUCUCCUAAUGCUGACAGUAUGCUUCAGGAAGUACAGAAAAACCUCAAAACCUCAACUACAAGUUUGCUUCAACAACACAGAUCUCAGCAGUGCGCAGCAACAAGAGGGAGUAGAACAUCUUCAGAAGUUACCUGGGCGUUCCACUAUUCAUACACACCAUCAAAGACAGGAUCCACCAGCAACUGAACCAACAGAAACGACAUCAAGCGUACACCUUCAUAUCUAUGAGAACAUGUCUGUGUCCAAACUUGCUGCAGCUUCAGAACAUUCACCCACAGAGCAUCAAAAUGACCACGAUAAUAACUCUGGGAUCUACAUAAAUCCUUUGCCAGAUGCAAUAUCUGAAAGAACAGGUGUUAGCAAGUGUAGGAAACACAGAGAUAAACCUCUGACAUGCAAAAAUACAACGAGCUGUACUAAUAGUGCAUCUCCUUGUGUCUCUAGAGCCCCCUGUGAAUCCACCGAAGAGAAGCCCAGAACACUUUGGUUUGGUUUAGAUUUAUCAGGAGUAAAUCAGAGUUGAUUUCAAAGAUAAAAUUUAUAUAUUUUUCUGACUUUUAUAAGCAAAACCUAUUUCCAUCAUUAUAAACUUUUACACUAAAUGGUGCUGUUAAGUGUUUUGAUUACACAUGUGGCUUAAUAUGUGUGUCUUAAUCAAAUUUACCUUACACUGGAGAAGGAAAAUGUGUGUGAACUACCAUUUGACACUGUUAAUAUUUCUAGGUAAGUUUAGGGGAUGUGCUGGACUACAUCCCCAGUGAAUGAAUACAUUUAGCAGCUAGACUGCGUAUUUGCCUUUGGUGUGAGUUUGUAAGUGAUUUGUACUUUUUCACUUAGUUGUAGUAAUGACAUAGUUCUGCAUUUGCGAUACAUGUAGUGUAUUUUGAGAUUGAUGCUCAUCUGGAAGUAUUUUGUGGGAGGGUAGUUUCAGUAGCUCCCUUUUUAAAAAAAAUAGAGGUCACCACAGUGGAGGAAAAGCAUGUAUUCUGAUGACUCCUAGUGGCCAUAUGAUUAAAGACACGUUGGCAGAGAGCACUGAUAUAAAUAACCAAAUAUGAACUUCCUGUACCUUACUACAAAACUGAAUCAUAUUUUUGUAAUAUAAUGUCACACUGAUGCCUAGCUCUCAAUGAAGCAAAAACAAGCUGUUUCAAGAUGGCUUAAUUUGUUUGUCAAAAAGACAGUCGCUUCUUGACAUUACAUCUAAAAUAAAAACAAAGAGAAAAUUAAUAAUUUCCAACUGGAAAUAAGCCAUGAAGCAGUUUCAAAAAGAUGCAGCAGAGAGUAACAAACAAAAAUGUUGAACCCACUAAGCUCUUUGUUUAAUGCUUUCUAUAAAUAAUAGUUUCAUGUACUUUGUCUAAUAUUAAAAACUAAAUCUUCUAAUUAAAUGUCUGCUCGGCACACCUAGUUGUCCAACCAAGUCUUGUUAAUCAUGCCUGUUAACAUGCAAAUACCCCUACUUAAUAAGAAUACUUAAUAAAUGCUG
Oreochromis aureus is the source of this 2352-nucleotide messenger RNA. RefSeq names its product CMRF35-like molecule 8. The transcript has 6 exons. The coding region runs from base 298 to 1386 and encodes 362 amino acids. NCBI's taxonomy places the organism in Eukaryota, Metazoa, Chordata, Actinopteri, Cichliformes, Cichlidae. The record is from RefSeq and is a predicted model, not a curated record.